GAGGUGUCAAACAUAGACGAAGUCAAAAUUCUUCAUCAGCUCAGAUCAUACCUCAACAGCUCAGAUACAAAGAAUUUAGAAAUUAGUAUUGUUCUGGACCCAGACCUGACCUGGGACGCACUAAGGCGAUGCUGUGUCAUGAGAUAGCUUUCUGGUUUCUGAAUAGACCAAGAUAGAGAGGAAGUAGGGCAUAUCUCAGUAGUAAAUUGAACAUUUCCUAAGGAAUUUUCAAAUAUUCUACCAAAGUGGAAGCCAAGAUGAACGGGGGAUUUGCAUUUGCCAUGCUGACAUUUGCAAUGUCUAGCUACGUGGUUGGCAAUGCGUACAUCCAGAAGCAACAAUUUUAUCCCACGGUCGUCCACUUGACAAAGUCGAAUUCUUAUAUGGCCGUACUGUACGUCCAAGCGUUUGUUCUAGUGCUCGUCAUGUUCAAAUCAUUCAGGUGGAUCUUCUUUGGUCAGCUGCGUUUGGAGGAGACUGAGCACCUGGUCGAGCGCUUGUGGUACGCCAUACCCGAUACGUGCCUGGCGUUCACGUUCUUCUCGCAAGACUUCAGUCCUCAGUUCGUGGCCAUGUUCACGAUUCUGUUCUUGAUCAAGGCCUUCCACUGGCUGGCCGAGGAUAGAAUUGACUAUAUGGAUCGAAGUCCGAGCGUCAAUUGGCUAUUCCAUUUGCGUGCUUUAGGCAUGGUCGCCCUAUUAGCAGUCAUUGAUACGGUCAUCUCACUCAAGUCCCUGUCAUCUGUGCUAAACCAGGGGCCAUCUGUACAAGUUGUAUUUUCAUUUGAGUAUGCCAUUCUCUUGACAAUGGUCUGCACUAUAUUCGUCAAGUACGUACUACACUCGAUCGACCUGGCGUUCGAUCACCCAUGGGAGAACAAGCCCGUCUACCUACUGUGGUCUGACUUGUGCCUAGAAUUUAUCCGUGUCAUAUUGUAUUACACGCUCAUUUACUUCUUCCUGAUGAAAGUUCACACACCGCCGCUAUUUGCCUUCCGUCCAUCCUAUCAAUCACUAAUGCGAAUGUACAAGUGCAUUCGUGACAUCAUCCAAUCACGGCGUGCUAUUCUCAAUCUGAAUGCAUUACCCGAUGCGACCGCUGAGCAGCUCGCCAACCAGGACAACGUCUGCAUCGUGUGCCGCGACGAGAUGCAGCCCAACGCCACCUGCAAGGUGCUGCCGUGCUCGCACAUCUUCCACGUGGCCUGCCUACGCCGCUGGUUCCAGCGCCAGCAGACCUGUCCGACCUGUCGCACCAGUGGCCUGACCAACGCCGCUCCCGGCGGCGCUCGUGGGGCAGCAGCAGCACCGGCAAGGGGUGCAGCAGCGGCCGCAGCGGCGGCACCUGCUGCUGCAGCUCCCGCAGCGGGAGCACAGCAGUUCCAACCGGGACAGCAGCCUCACCCUGGCUUCAAUAUGAUGCCUGGCGGAGUGCCACCGUUUCCAAUGUGGCCACCGCCUGGUAUGUUUCCACCGCCGGUACCACCACCCGUAGCACCAGCAGCUGAUGGAACAGCACCAGCAGCAGCUCAAGGUGCAUCGUCAUCUGCAGAAGCUGCAGCGCAGCCGGCAGCUGGAUUCCCAGUUCCACCGCCUGGUUUCUCCCCAGUUCCACCCCCUGGUUUCUCCCCUGGACUACCCAUACCGCCAUUCUUUCCCCCGCCACCACCAUUCAUGCUUGGUGGAAUGAAUCAGUUACCGCCGGAUCUGUCACAGCUGAGCGAUGAACAAAUCAAGCAGCUGGAGGGUGACGAAAGGAAAGCUGCGGAAGCACGCAUCGAGGUGCUGCGCAACAUUCAGAAACUAUUAGACGCGGCCGUGCAGCAGAUGGAAAUCUACUAUUCAACGGCGUCAUCGCCGCCAGCUCCAUCCUUCAGAGCCGCUGCCGCUGCAUCAUCGUUCAAGGCGCCGGCAACGUCCACUCGCCAACAGGACCAAGGUAACACAACCACUCCAAGUGUUGAAACGCUACACCCGGGCCAGGCGCAGGGACAAGCUGCUCAGGCAGGCAGUGAGGAUACGCCGGCCGAGAUUCGACAGCGGCGCCUGGACUGGCUGCGCUCCACGUCUCAGCUCUCGGACGAUGCAGGCGCCAGCGGUGCGAAUACGCAAAGCAGUGAUGUGUCGCCGUCUGGCGAUCGGCGAAAAGCUUCCACCGAGGACGAUGUAGACUGAGUCUGCUCUGCAUUGUGUUGGAUUGGUUUACUACCUUGCUACCUAGCGCUUGCUUUCACUCUACGCUGACUGGGAAGUGCUUGCCUGCACCUGCACGCGACGAUUUGGCCAGUGCCAAUUUCGCCUAUGCUCGCGUGCGUACGUUUGAUUGUUCCCUUGCCCAACAUUUGCUGAUUGUACAUAUUUUGAAUUCCCACACGCACACCGUAUGUGUAUAGUCGGUACGCUAUCAUGUGAUUAUCGCGACUGAGCUGCUUUUUAACAACACUUGACAAGACUACAGUCUGGUACCCGUGUCCUUGCGCAAGUGUCUCUCUACUUCACUCUUGCUUUUUCUGUUUCUCAUGCGUUUGUGGGGAUUUAUUCCGGCCGUCCUUUUUUUGUGACUUGUUCAUAUCAACCGAUACUCUGUCUCUCCCUGCUUGGCUCUGCACAAGUCAAAUAGUUCGUCUUUGUGUUCUGCGCUACAUGGCAUACCUGUGCUGAGAUUUAUGCUUGUUUGUAAUAAAGAAUUCUUUUGAAA
Sycon ciliatum is the source of this 2697-nucleotide messenger RNA. Its product is annotated as E3 ubiquitin-protein ligase synoviolin B-like. The record is from RefSeq and is a predicted model, not a curated record. Bases 258 to 2174 code for a protein of 638 amino acids. Lineage: Eukaryota; Metazoa; Porifera; Calcarea; Leucosolenida; Sycettidae. The transcript is spliced from 13 exons.